Plectropomus leopardus (leopard coralgrouper) is the source of this 1134-nucleotide messenger RNA. The record is from RefSeq and is a predicted model, not a curated record. NCBI's taxonomy places the organism in Eukaryota, Metazoa, Chordata, Actinopteri, Perciformes, Serranidae.
AUGAAUAUAUCUAGUGUAGUUUUAUUUACACUGUCUGGCUUUGGUGUUACGGUCAACUACAGAGUUAUACUUUUCUCUCUCACUUUACUAUGUUAUAUCCUAAUUGUGGUGGUAAAUGUGUCUCUUGUUUUAACUAUAAUCUUGGAUCAAAACUUACAUGAACCCAUGUAUGCUUUUUUGUGUUCUUUGUGCAUAAAUGGACUUUAUGGGACUGUAGCCUUUUAUCCUAAAUUUGUCUUUGAUUUGCUGUCAGAUAUUCAAGUAAUAUCAUAUGCAGCAUGCUUUGUGCAAGUCUUUGUUAUAUACUCUUAUGCAACAGGUGAUUUCUCUAUUUUAGCUCUUAUGGCCUAUGACAGAUAUGUGGCCAUAUGUCGACCCCUGGAGUAUCACUCCGUGAUGUCUGUGCGAAAGACUGCUGUGUUAAUAAGUUUGUCCUGGGUUGUACCGCUCUGCUGUCAGGUUAUGGUUGUAUCUUUGACAUCAACUCUCAAAUUAUGUGGCUCCCGCAUAGAUAAACUCUAUUGUGAGAACUGGGCAAUUGUUAAGCUUGCCUGUGGCACAACGAGAGCAAAUAGCAUUGUUGGGUUAGUUGUCAUUGCUUUCUACUGUGCGCAUGUCCUCUUGAUUGCAUGCUCUUAUGUGCAGUUGGUAAUGUCAUCUUUGUCAUCCAGAGAGGGCAGGAGAAAGUUUAUGCAGACAUGUGUGCCACAUUUGUUAUGUCUGCUUAAUGUCACUGCUGCUUUGCUUUUUGAUACUAUGUACUCGAGGUAUGGAACAGCAUCUAUGCCACGGAGUUUAAGGAACUUCAUGGCCCUACAUUUUCUUGUGAUGCCCCCUAUUCUCAACCCAAUUAUCUAUGGACUGAUCCUGACCAAAAUUCGAAAGAGAGUAGGAGCUCUGUUGAGUUUGGGAGAAUGGGUUGCGAGGUCAGCCAAGCUGGAGCUCAAAUUGGAGCUCAGGCAAGAUGGCACCCAAAUGCUUGAGCAGGUCCCUUCUUCACUGUGGGCCAACCUGCAUUCAGGGACUCCGCUGAGCAAUGGCUGGGUCUUCCAGAAGGUUUACAGGUGGGCACCAGUGGAUGUGCUAUCUCCUGUGUCAGAUGGGAGCUCCUCUGCCCGACAUCUGUACCCUUAA